UCUGGGACUAUUCUCAUCUCUUCAACUUAGCGCCAACAAUCGUAGCGCUACAUGCUCCGUUCAACAUUCGCAGGAAGAAAUCCGUUGUUCAGAUUCUGUAGACAAUACAGUAGAACAGCCAGAAUGUCGCUCAAGGCCAUCUCUGCGCAGGAUGCUGCAUCCUUGGAUAAGGACCUCAUGGAAAUCGGAGGUUGGUCGCUUGACCAACUAAUGGAACUUGCAGGACUUUCAGUCUCACAAGCCGUCUAUCGCAUGCACCCACCGAGCUCUGGGAAGAAUAUCCUUGUUGUUUGCGGUCCUGGCAACAAUGGAGGUGAUGGCUUAGUUGCAGCUCGCCAUCUUUCCCAGUAUGGAUACAACCCAUCCGUCUACUACCCCAAGCAAGGAAAGAAUGAGCUCUACGAGCGCCUCAAAAUUCAACUUAAGAACCUCGACGUUCCCUUUGUGCCUGACUUCACCGACGCUCUGAAGUCCACCCACUUCAUCGUGGACGCCAUAUUUGGCUUUUCGUUCGGUGGUCCUCUGCGUGAUCCAUUCCCCUCUAUCAUCUCACAGAUGGAAUCUGCGUCCGUGCCAAUUCUCAGUGUUGACGCUCCCAGCUCCUGGGAUAUCUCCGGCGGUCCACCCAAGGAAGGCCCAGGAUCGAAGUUUAUGCCGCAGGCGCUGAUCAGCCUGACAGCUCCUAAGCCCUGCGUCAAAUACUACAAAGGCAGACACUUUGUUGGCGGAAGGUUCUUGACCAAGUCAAUCGUCGAGAAGUAUAAACUCGACUUCCCGGACUAUCAGGGAAUCGACCAGAUCGUGGAAGUCGGCGUUGAUGCAGAAGGGCGGCUUUAAUAUAAUACGAAAGACUUAUAUCCUGUGUAUAUUAAUACAUGAAAUGGCAAAGAACCUCUGCUCAACUACGAGCAUUUAUGUCCACUCCAGUGGU
Molecule: messenger RNA, 931 nt
Organism: Paecilomyces variotii
Lineage: Eukaryota; Fungi; Ascomycota; Eurotiomycetes; Eurotiales; Thermoascaceae
Product: YjeF N-terminal domain-containing protein
Exons: 6
Coding region: 52-837 (261 amino acids)
Cellular component (GO): mitochondrion
Molecular function (GO): NAD(P)HX epimerase activity
Source: RefSeq, a predicted model, not a curated record